Molecule: messenger RNA, 2372 nt
Organism: Scomber scombrus (Atlantic mackerel)
Lineage: Eukaryota; Metazoa; Chordata; Actinopteri; Scombriformes; Scombridae
Gene: tinf2
Product: TERF1 (TRF1)-interacting nuclear factor 2
Exons: 10
Coding region: 249-2009 (586 amino acids)
Biological process (GO): regulation of telomere maintenance via telomere lengthening; telomere capping
Cellular component (GO): shelterin complex
Molecular function (GO): telomeric repeat DNA binding
Source: RefSeq, a predicted model, not a curated record
CAGAAAGUUUUUGGUAGAAGUGUCGCUAGCUUUUUUGGGGGGUAUUGACGUCGGCGCUGAUGUUUAACGACAGGUUUAAGCGCUAACUCCGGUCAUCGGGAGAGUUAGUAAACAUUAUCAAAGCGGUUUCUUCUUUAAAAAUAUAACAUCACAAAGUGUGCUUACGCCGGUCGGCUUUGUAGCACACUCAGGAAGCAAUCUGUAAAGGUUGCUAAGCUAACCUUACUUAUUGUCCUAUUUUUCACAAAAUGGCAACCAGGAAACCCAAGCAAAGUGAUGCCGGCCUUCCUUUUGCUGCACUCCAGCUGCUGGCCCCGCCUGUGCGUCUGGUUUCUGCAGCCCUCUGGAAAGUGAUGAAGCAGAGGGAUGUGAUGCAGUACGGGGCCGUGGAGGAGUUUGUGACCUCAGCCUGUGAGACCGUCCCCGGCCUGCUCACCUUAAGACAUCAGGGGAAACUGGCGCUGGGACUGAGAGCACGGUUAAUCUUGGAGCUGUGCCACGCACAAUCGGAUGCAAAGGUGAUUGAGACGCACCUGAAAAGGAUCCGUGCACCUGCCCCCCCUUCACACUCCUCAGCUCCUACCGUGAAGAAGGAUUUGAAAAUUAUGAACACAGUCGAACGUUUCCAUGCAUUGGUUCAAACGCUGCUAACAGAACCUGCAGAGAGAGAACAGUUCUUCAAGGAGGAGUUUCCCGUGGAUUAUGGUCCCACGUUUGACCAGGAACUGGAGAAGCUGCUGUGGGAGUUUCUAAUUCGACUGGACCAGAUGCUCCCUGUUCCUAAUUUAGCUCAGACUGUGUCGUGGCUCAGUGAUGCCCCCCCUGUCCUGGAGGAGUGUGCACGAGCAGCCACCCAACCCCAGCUCCUGGAGAUUUUGCUUAAGCAUCAAACCUGUCUAGGUCACCUGGAGACAGCAGCAUCACUCCCUCCAAACAUGGGAGACUCCAUCCUGGCUUCACUCUCUCUGCCGCCCUCUGGAAGAGUCCCUUCAAACCAACCAACAGGACCCAGAAAGUCUUUUGAGUCUAAUGGCACACAGAUAAAAGACAAUACACCAUUUAUUACACCUGUUAUUGGACUAAUAUCUAAUGACGAUGUUCCUUUUUUGAAACAUCGUAAAGAGAUGGCCAGCUCAAAAGGAGCCACAAGUGUGAACUUUUACUCAAAGCAGAGCCCAAAAUUUACAUCUCUUAAACCGAAGCAAAAGUCCAAAGAUGAUGGAGAGAAAGAGGAUGGCCAGCAGGCGGAGAAGGAGGAGGAGAGGAAUUCCCCGAAAAGAAGCAAUGGAGUGAAACGCAAGCAGCCUGACGGAAGAGAGAGUGCGUCUGAAGAAGAGGAUGAAGUGUUAUGCGUAAGAACACCUGUGAAAAUGAGAAUGAGCGGAAGUUCGAGGUAUGGUGGAAGUGCCCAGAGAGUAAACGAGAGUGAAAAAGACAGAGCGGAAACCGGAAAAGAUGAGGGGUGUAAAGCAACGGCCCUGGAAACCCGUAUGAAGCAGCUGGGCGUCAGAACGCUGCACCUACCCGAAGAUCCAUCCCUCCGCUCCAUUUUUGUUUCGUGUCUCAACAGCCAGCCUAAAGUUAUUAUCGAAAAACUGUCAGUGACUCCUGCCGGCGUUAAGGUGACUGAUCGAGGAGGACAUUCCUCAUACAAGCAUCAGCAGAGAAGGAAAUCACCCGUCAAAGCCCCCACACAUAAAAGCAACCAACCUCAAAAGCUUGACUCAGACUUUCCUGGCUUGGAUGAUAAAGAAAAUCACCCCGUAUUACCGAGUCUAAGCAGCUCCUCCUCUCACCAGCGGAGUCACACAGAGACGUCGGUCCCGCCAGGUGACGGCGAAGAUUACGUGGCUGAUUCUGAAGAUGAGGCGACAAAGAACUUUAAAGGCAGACUGUUUGUGAAGCGCUACUACAAAACCAAACACGGCACUUAUGUACCAACUCUGAGGGAGUACUGGAAACCCGGGAUGACACGGAGGGAUUUGGCCCCUCGCACUAAACGCAGAUGAUGACACGGAUCUUCGAUGCCAAGUUCAGUGUUGGGAAACCGCCAGGAAAAUACCAGAAGACUCACUGGUUUUCUCCUCAAGCUAUAUAAACUGAAAGCAAAAAAUUUAGUUUAAAAAAAAAAAAGAUAGUUACCUUUGUAUUGUUUUGUUUUCAUUGUAAUAUGAAUUUCAACUGAGGGUUGAUUUUUUUUAUUUAAAUAAGCUGUCUGUCAUAGAAAACAAGCCCUUAUCCCUGAUUAUGAGCAUUAUCAUGAAGGCUAAACUGUUACUUUAGUUCAUGAAUUUUUCUGUUACUGUAAAUAAAUUAUUAUGAUCAAACUUAUAAAUAUUUUAAACCUGAAAUGUAUUACAUGCUUAAUCAAU